Messenger RNA from Cornus florida, 802 nucleotides. Its product is annotated as protein BUNDLE SHEATH DEFECTIVE 2, chloroplastic-like. NCBI's taxonomy places the organism in Eukaryota, Viridiplantae, Streptophyta, Magnoliopsida, Cornales, Cornaceae. The coding region runs from base 198 to 593 and encodes 131 amino acids. Gene Ontology annotation, molecular function: protein folding chaperone. Gene Ontology annotation, cellular component: protein folding chaperone complex; chloroplast stroma. The transcript has 5 exons. The record is from RefSeq and is a predicted model, not a curated record.
UUGUUGUGUAGCUUCUGCUUGUAUUCGUCAUCACCACCACCACCAUCUCCGAUCCAAAUUUACCUGCGCUUCGAAGGCAUUUGCCAUCCAGACUGUCCCAAGUUUAACAGUCGUCUUCCAAUCAUCUUCAAAAGCACUUUCCAAUUUCAAUUAUCAAAGUAAAACCAACCAACCAACCAACUUCAAGCUCUUUAAAAAUGGUGAACUCUCUGUGUUUCACUCCACCAAUUUCCUUCAAACCCGCUAAUAAACCAGGGCUUAAUAAUGGAAAUUCUACUGCUCAGAAGGUUCUUUGGGUCAACGGUACAACUCACAACUGUAAAAAUGCUAAAUUUCAAUCUAUGGAGGCUAAGGCUACAAAUAGCAGUCAAACCCCCAAAUCAAAUAGCUUAGUUUGUGCUGAUUGUGAAGGAAAUGGAGUCAUAUUGUGUUCACAGUGCAAAGGCACUGCAGUUAACUCCACGGAUUACUUCAACGGACGAUUUAAAGCUGGUGGAUUAUGUUGGCUUUGCAGAGGUAAAAAGGAGAUCUUAUGCGGGAGUUGUAAUGGAGCUGGCUUUGUGGGUGGAUUCAUGAGCACUGGAGAUGGUUAGAAUUCAGAUCUUGAGUGAGAUGUGCUGGUCUUGAGAUGAAUUUGGUAGAUUAUUUAACGUCUUUUUGUUAUGCAUCUUAAGAUGGAAAUGGCAUACAUCAUUGUAAAAUGUCCUUUAGACACAAAUCAGAUACUUCUUAUGUCCAAUCAGAUAAAAUAAAAAAAAUAAAAAAAAAAAUAAAAAAAGGUGGUUUUAAUCCUUUAUCUCAA